UUUGGCAUACAUAGGCUACAUGAUUAUUAUUGGAACUGCAGGCCAUUAUUCCGUUUGCACCGAGAAGUCAGGGCAACUACUGAAACUUUUACACCGCGUGGGAGUGUCUCACCUUCAGGGAAAUCCUGCAGCAGCGAACUCCACUCCUUUCUGCUCAGGUGAGCGUCGGUCUGUGAGUGUACCUUCCCUAGAGGCGUGACUUGGGCCCAUCUGUCAACUGCUCAGAUAAAAGUCAGACACGCACUUUCAGAAUUGAUAGAUAGAGAGCUGUUGGAUUAGACAUGAAAAAGUCGGUGAGUUUAACAUCUGAAGACUCCCUUCCUCCGCUGGAAGAUUAUGUGGACUCUGUCUGCACCGACGAGCUGCUUGGCUCUCAGUCCCGCAUCUGGCUGGCGGACCUCCGGAUCAGGGACAGGCCUCCGGAGAGCGGGGACCUGAGCUCGGUCGGCCGCGACGGACUGUACGUGGACAAUUAUUUCCCCGUGGGAGAGCUGGAGAUGCAGCCCGGGGUGCAGUGGAAACGACCAAAGGAGCUCUGUGCCUCACCUCAGUUCAUAGUAGAUGGAGCUUCACGACUGGACAUCUGCCAGGGAAGACUCGGGGACUGCUGGUUACUUUCUGCCAUUGCAUCUCUCUCCAUGAAUCGUUCCCUGCUCCAGAAGGUCAUGCCUCUAGAACAGAGCUUCCAAGAUGGGUACAAUGGAUGCUUCGUCUUCAGGUUCUGGCAGUACGGACAGUGGGAGGAGGUGAGGAUAGACGACUUGUUGCCCACUAAGGGCAACAAGCUUAUCUACCUCAGCUCCCCAGACAAACACGAGUUCUGGAGCUCCCUGCUGGAGAAGGCUUACGCCAAGCUCAAAGGUGGCUACAGAGCUCUGGACAUGGGCUUCCCUCAUGAGGCUAUGGUUGAUAUGACGGGCGGGGUGGCGGAGGUUUUUGACAUUGUCUCACUGCCCAGAGACCUGCCAGCCUUCCUCAGACACCUGCUGGAUAAAGGAGCAUUCAUCAGCUGUGCCAACUGCAGGGGUCCUUUGGAGAAAAAGAAUGAAUUCGGGAUCAUGUUCAGACAUGCCUACUCUCUGACUGCAGUAGAGAAGGUGAAGACGACAUACGGCACCGAGGAUUUGGUGCGAAUCCUCAACCCCUGGGGCAACACGGAGUGGGAGGGGCCCUGGAGUGACAUGAAAGGUCCAGAGUGGAACACAGUGAGCGCCAUAGAGCAGAAAAGACUAGACAGAAUCAGCUUGGAUGACGGGGAGUUCUGGAUGUCGGUGUCAGACUUCCGGCAGCAAUUUGAGAUUAUGGAGGUUUGUCACCUGACUGACAAUCUCAGCGAAGGCUCCAGCAAGCUGCCGUGGAGCUGCAUAAUGCUUCAUGGGAGCUGGGAGCCGGGCACCACAGCAGGAGGCUCUCACCAAGGGGGUUUGUUCUGGCAGAACCCUCAGUUCUACUUUGUCCUGUCAGAGGUGGACAGUGGCACAGCCAACACUCAGAAGACCUGCUCCUUCAUUUUGGCUCUGAUGCAGAAACACCUGGGACGUAAGGGCAUUAACCUGGCCGUAGCCCUGUAUAUAUACCCGGCCCAUCCUAAGAAUACAUAUCUGACGGCUGGGGACUUAAGUGUGCUCCGCCCGGUCCUCUGCAGCCCUCAGUACAUCUCACGUCGGGAGGUUCUUCUUCGCGGUUCCCUUCCACCAGGUCGUUACAUCAUCAUCCCUUCAACUGCAGAGCCCAAUCAGCAGGGAGAGUUCCUACUGCGGGUGCUGACGGAGCAGGGCAAUGCUGCCACUCCAGCUCACAGUCCAAAGGCAAAAGAAAUCUCUCCAUCAACACAGCCUUCAUAUCCUCACGAGACUGCCCUUCCUUCGCUUAAAUCUACCAAACAGCUGUUCAUGAAACACUGCGAUAAGAAUGGGUUUUGCAAACCAGUGAACCUCUACAAACUGCUGAAUGAGGCCUUAAAGGGAGGAGUGUUGGCCGGAAGUGAGAAGUACUUGGCUCUGGAGCACUGCAAGAGCAUGGUGGUCCUCAUGGAGAGCCAAGACAUUGCUCAGCUAAACUGGCCAGAGUUCCAGGGUCUGUGGGACAAAAUCCGGAAGUGGACGGAUAUCUUCCUUGUGUUGGACAAGAAUAAAAAUCAGCGGCUUGAGUAUCAAGAGGUCAGCCCCGCUCUGAAGGCAGCAGGCAUCGUGGUGGAUGAUUUGGUAAUGCAGAUGGUUGGACUGAGAUACACAGAGCCGGACUUGACCAUCAGUUACCCCGGCUUCCUGUACCUGCUGAUGAAGCUGGAGAGCAUGAUCCGCAAAUUUCAAGCGUACGACAUGGUGGGGAUGGGAACCAUAGCCAUCAGCUACAGACAGUGGCUCCACAUGACCAUGUACAACUGACCUGACCUGGUUCACUCCCGGACCUUACGGAUUCAUCAGGAUUUGCUUUUUUAAAUUUUAGAGUUAAUGUGCCAUUAUUUGCCAGAUGUGUGAAAGUAGAUUGUCCUCCACAAUCCAACGAUCCAGACAGAUUUUUGAAUUAUCAAAAACUGAGCCCACGGUGUAUCAAUUUGUUCCAAUGUUCAUAAAAAAAUGACAAAAUGUUGAUGUCAUGAUAGAUGUAGUUUGGUAAAUUUCAGAAUUGUAUCUCAAAUGGAGAUUUGAUAAGUAUUUGUGAAAAAAAAUAAAAUACAGACAUUUUUGUGCUGUCUAGCUUAAGUACAAAAAAUCUCUCUAUUAAUAAUCUAAAUAUUGUCUUGAUAACUGCAUUUUUUGAAAAUAGUUUGAAAUCUCCCUUUACGUGCCUGGUGAUUGUCUGUGCCAAAGGGUGAAGCCAUGCAUGGUUUGCCCUUUGUGUUUAAUGUUUAAGGUUGAGAGUUUGAGCCCUGGGUGAUGCAGAAUAAACAUGCUAAUACCUACUCAGGCAUUGUGCUGUGUGGAUUAGAGACUCAUGACUUUAAGGUUUAAUGGCAGUUUUGGUCUGGACAGUUCUGCUGACGGACCCUCCUGUAUUUCUCAUGUCUGCCUCCUCCUCUUCCUCCUUCUUCUUCCUUCUAAAAAUGCCCACCCCUGACUAUAGCAACAGCUAUAUUGUUCGUCUUGUAUGCUUUCAUCAUAUAAUCAAACAGUAACAAUGGAAACACCUUUAAGAAUUCCCUUCAGUUGUGAAAACAACAGAGGUGGAAGGUCAAAGCAAGAUGGGAUGAAGUUUAUGAUUCACUGUGUUGGUGACACUUGAUCAAAGGUCACCUCAAUGAUUUAAUGAAUAAAACUUGAUGAUGAUCACCUU
Messenger RNA from Micropterus salmoides (largemouth bass), 3276 nucleotides. RefSeq lists its product as uncharacterized. Bases 282 to 2387 code for a protein of 701 amino acids. NCBI's taxonomy places the organism in Eukaryota, Metazoa, Chordata, Actinopteri, Centrarchiformes, Centrarchidae. Gene Ontology annotation, biological process: proteolysis. Gene Ontology annotation, cellular component: cytoplasm. Gene Ontology annotation, molecular function: calcium-dependent cysteine-type endopeptidase activity; calcium ion binding. The transcript is spliced from 20 exons. The record is from RefSeq and is a predicted model, not a curated record.